This is a messenger RNA of Eublepharis macularius, 1223 nucleotides long. RefSeq names its product LIM homeobox 9 (gene LHX9). The coding region runs from base 1 to 1008 and encodes 335 amino acids. Gene Ontology annotation, biological process: regulation of transcription by RNA polymerase II; neuron differentiation. Lineage: Eukaryota; Metazoa; Chordata; Lepidosauria; Squamata; Eublepharidae. Gene Ontology annotation, cellular component: nucleus. The record is from RefSeq and is a predicted model, not a curated record. Gene Ontology annotation, molecular function: RNA polymerase II transcription regulatory region sequence-specific DNA binding; DNA-binding transcription factor activity, RNA polymerase II-specific. The transcript has 5 exons.
AUGGAAAUAGUGGGGUGCCGAGCCGAAGGAAACGCGUGUCCCUUCCGUCCCCCAGCCAUGCUUUUCCACGGCAUCUCCGGAGGCCACAUCCAAGGGAUCAUGGAGGAGAUGGAGCGGCGGUCCAAGAGCGAGUCGCGGCUGGCCAAAGCCGGGCAGAUGAACGGCCGCGAAGCGAACAUGCCUCCCUUGAGCCCGGAGAAGCCUGCCUUGUGCGCGGGGUGUGGCGGCAAGAUCUCCGACAGAUAUUACCUGCUGGCGGUGGACAAGCAAUGGCACCUCCGGUGUCUUAAGUGCUGUGAAUGUAAACUGGCUUUGGAGUCAGAACUCACGUGCUUUGCCAAGGACGGCAGCAUUUACUGCAAGGAGGACUAUUACAGAAGGUUCUCCGUGCAGAGAUGUGCCCGCUGCCACCUGGGCAUCUCGGCCUCGGAGAUGGUGAUGCGGGCCCGGGACUCGGUUUACCACCUCAGCUGCUUCACCUGCACCACCUGCAACAAGACGCUGACGACAGGCGACCACUUCGGCAUGAAGGACAACGUGGUCUACUGCCGGGCGCACUUCGAGAGCCUCCUGCAGGGCGCCGAUCCCGCCGCCUACCCGCCUCCGCAGCUGAGCUACACCGAGCUGGCAGCCAAGGGCGGCGGCCUGGCGCUGCCUUACUUCAACGGCACCGGCACCGUCCAGAAAGGCCGGCCCAGGAAGAGGAAGAGCCCCGCCCUAGGCGUCGACCUGGUCAGUUACAACUCAGGUUGUAAUGAAAAUGAGGCAGAUCAUCUGGACAGAGACCAGCAGCCUUACCCUCCAUCUCAGAAGACCAAGCGUAUGCGCACUUCUUUUAAACACCACCAGCUCCGUACCAUGAAGUCCUACUUUGCCAUUAACCACAACCCAGAUGCCAAGGACCUCAAGCAGCUUGCUCAGAAAACAGGCCUAACCAAGAGAGUUCUGCAGGGAGAACAAAUCUUGGGGCAUUACAGCCAAACAUCCCGACGUUUGAAAAUUCCCUAAAGUAUUAAAAGAAGGGGAAAGUUUGAUCGGAAAUCCACUGCAGUGAAGACAAAGACAAUAUUAGGUUAUGAUAAACCAUACAUUUAAAAUUUAUUGAGCCAAAAAUAAUUUUAAAAAAUAGACUCAAUGUCAUUUCCUGAAUGUUAACACAUGUUAUUUGAUGAUGUCUAACUAAAAACAUGAAGGCUGUGUAUGACAUCAGAGCAACCUGGCAG